Hevea brasiliensis (rubber tree) is the source of this 456-nucleotide messenger RNA. RefSeq lists its product as uncharacterized. Lineage: Eukaryota; Viridiplantae; Streptophyta; Magnoliopsida; Malpighiales; Euphorbiaceae. Bases 1 to 456 code for a protein of 151 amino acids. The transcript has a single exon. Gene Ontology annotation, molecular function: nucleic acid binding; RNA-DNA hybrid ribonuclease activity. The record is from RefSeq and is a predicted model, not a curated record.
AUGAAGAGGAAGAAGUCAAACAGCCUUCCUGAUGAGAGUCUCAAGCUAGUAGAGGUCCAGCCAUGGAAAAUGUACUUUGAUGGGGCUAUGAAUAAGAGCGGAGCCGGUAUAGGGGUAGUUUUGGAAGCACCGAAUGGAGAACAAUUGUUAAUGUCAAAAAGGCUAUGUUUCCCAACCACUAAUAAUAUUGCAGAAUAUGAGGCUUGCAUUUAUGGCCUAGAGGCAUUGAUAGCUGUUGGGGCUAAAAAAGUUGAGGUGUUUGGAGAUUCAAUGCUAGUAGUUUCCCAUAUUAAAGGUGAAUGGGAAUUGAAAGAAGAAAAGUUGAGGCCAUACCUGGAGUAUGCUAAGAAACUAUUAUUUAGCUUUGAGGAAGUGACAAUGAAGCACAUGCCUAGAGCUCGAGAACUGCAUGGUCGAUGCUCUAGCCACGUUGGCAUCCUUAUGGGAGAAGGGUGA